Messenger RNA from Entrophospora candida, 547 nucleotides. Lineage: Eukaryota; Fungi; Glomeromycota; Glomeromycetes; Entrophosporales; Entrophosporaceae. The record is from the annotation of a GenBank genome assembly.
AUGAAGUCUUGUACAACAAUACAUGAAGUAGCUGAUUUAUUCAUGUAUUUCAACAAUACUGAAAAAUUACCUAGUGUAGAAAAAGUGCUUACUAAGAGCAAAAAUGAUAAAGUUAAGCUUACAUACUUGAGGAAUUUGUUGACUUCUGUGAAAGAAUUAAUAAUCAAUAACAAGAAAAUGCCCAGCACCAACAAAAAUAUCAGAAUAAAGAGACAAAAUGGAAAUAGUAUUGCCUGCAAUUGUAGGAAUGAUAAGGAACAAUUGAUAAUAAAUACAAUUCAUAAUUAUGGUGAAUCAAAUAAUGUGCUGAAUGACAUAAUUUUAAAAGUCCUUGAAAAUGAAAAAGAAGCAGUAGAUAAAGGAGUAUUUUCAAUAACAGUGAUGACUGCUAGAGUUGAAUGCUUGUUUUCUAAUAUGGGGCAUUUACAUUCAGACAGAAGAAAUAGACUUGAUGUAAUUGAGGAAUCAGAAAUACAAGAAAGUGAAAUAAGCAAUGAAUCUUUUAUAGGAGACAUUGAAAAUGAGGUUCAAUGUAACGCAGUGAUGG